AUGGAAAACGAUAAACUCAUCGAAUCCGAAAACAUGGAACUGUUAAGUUUUAAACAUCCUUUACAAAAUACGUGGAGUUUUUGGAUGUAUACGAAUACGAGCAAAGAUUGGAGUGAGAACCUUGUGGAGUUGACAACGUUUGACACGGUAGAAGAUUAUUGGAGUAUAUAUCAUCAUACCAAAACACCGUCCGAGUUACCGAUAGGACAAGGCUACGCGGUGUUCAAAAAGGGCAUUCGGCCGAUGUGGGAGGAUCCCGCCAACGAGCAGGGCGGCCGCUGGCUGCUGACUCUUGACAGAAAGCGCGCCGCAGACCUCGACAAUAUCUGGUUAUAUGUGGUUCUGAUACUUAUCGGCGAAAACUUACCACACGAAGAGGAAAUCUGUGGCGUUGUGGUUAAUAUACGAGCCAAAUGUAAAGUGGGUGUUUGGAUGACGAACUUAAAACAUGAAGCUGCCAACUUAGAGAUUGGCCGUAAGUUAAAAGAGCAGUUGCCGACGAAGUUAAGGCUCGGUCUACACUCGCAUAACACUAACCAGAACAUUCAUUCCUUGUAGAACUGUUAACGUUACGUGUCACAAUU
Molecule: messenger RNA, 584 nt
Organism: Papilio xuthus (Asian swallowtail)
Lineage: Eukaryota; Metazoa; Arthropoda; Insecta; Lepidoptera; Papilionidae
Product: eukaryotic translation initiation factor 4E-like
Exons: 4
Coding region: 1-558 (185 amino acids)
Biological process (GO): translational initiation
Cellular component (GO): eukaryotic translation initiation factor 4F complex
Molecular function (GO): RNA 7-methylguanosine cap binding; translation initiation factor activity
Source: RefSeq, a predicted model, not a curated record